Ipomoea nil (Japanese morning glory) is the source of this 1944-nucleotide messenger RNA. RefSeq lists its product as uncharacterized. The transcript has 3 exons. Gene Ontology annotation, molecular function: nucleic acid binding; RNA-DNA hybrid ribonuclease activity. The coding region runs from base 1 to 1944 and encodes 647 amino acids. The record is from RefSeq and is a predicted model, not a curated record. NCBI's taxonomy places the organism in Eukaryota, Viridiplantae, Streptophyta, Magnoliopsida, Solanales, Convolvulaceae.
AUGAAUCGUUACUGGUGGGGAACAGGGACUGAUACUAGCAUCCACUGGAAAGCGUGGGAUAAGCUGUGUAUUCCCAAGAAAUAUGGAGGCCUGGGUUUUAAGGAUCUCAAUGCAUUCAAUCUGGCAAUGUUGGGUAAGCAAGCAUGGCGAUUGCUUACUAAUACUAAUUCACUAGUCUCUCGAAUUUAUAAGUCGCGGUAUUACCCCAAACACUCAUUCUCUGAGGCAGAGAUUGGAAAUAAUCCUAGUUAUUAUUGGCGAAGUAUUAUGGCUGCCAAGGGAUUAAUAACUAGUGGAGUGAGACGACGAAUUGAGAAUGGGAAGUCUACAUUAAUAUGGGACCACCCUUGGCUGCAUGAUGAUUUAGAUCCAAUGAUUCAAACAGAAAUGCCACCUCAGUUAGCAGGAGAAAAAGUUGGGGGCUUAAUUGAUCAAACAACAGGUACAUGGGAUCCUCAUAUAUUAUCUGAUAUUUUCAACCAGGAUGAUAUACCUAGGAUAUUAAUGAUCCCGGUCUCGCUGGAAUAUGAGGAUAUAUGGUAUUGGUAUGGUGACUCAAAUGGGUGCUAUACUGUCAAGAAUGGAUACAGAUGUGUGGUGGGCACUUAUGAGAACAACUAUUGUUUUGAUAAGUGGAGCACCCUAUGGAAGCUUAAAAUUCCCCCAAAAUGGAAGACAUUUUUAUGGAGAGCUAUAAAUGAUAUCCUCCCUACCACUACCAACUUAAUUAUAAAGAGAGUGGAUAUUAGCCCGAUAUGUGCCAUGUGUGGACUUAUGGAUGAUACUAUGCACUCAUUGGUCUUAUGUGGUUAUGCAAGAGCCAUAUGGGACCAAUCUAACCUUCCACUCCCCCACUUUGUGACAAAUAUUUUCCAAGAAUGCUGCAAUUUUAUACAACAUUUGGAGAGCCCGAAACGAAGCAGUCUGAAAUUCAUGCCUACCCAUGCCAAAGUGACUCCUGGCGAUGGUUGUGACGUCAAUGCACACGUGGCAGCAGGUCCACCACGCCACCAUGCCAGCUCCGGCCGAAACACAUACUGCCACCAUGCAGCAGCCGCCUGCCAUAAUGCCAUGGAAUACCACUGCCGGAACAGUAGCAGCGCCGCCAGUCCACUGCGUGGGUUUAGGCAACAGAUGGGCUCGGCCACAGUCGACGCAAUCUUGUUCGACGACCAUGGGGAAUAUAUAUCGGCGUACAGUGCGCCCUUGCACAACUGUUUAUCACCACUUAUGGCGGAAACUAUGGCGUGCAAAGAAGUGUUGUCAUGGCUCAGAACACGAGGAGAAACAUCAGUUGAAGUUUACACGGACUGUCAAACACUGCAAGCAUAUCUGUCCUCUACGGAGACUCGGUCUCGAUCCUAUCUUGGUUAUGCACUGGAUGCUUGCAAAGCUUAUAUGGCUACGUUUACUUACUGCUUAGUUAAUUUUAUUCUUAGAUCGCAGAAUUAUUUAGCGCAUACCUUAGCUUCUGAUGCUUUUAAUUUUGAUUUGCCUAUGUACUGGGAUGCUAUCCCACCCGACUCAGACAAGCUGAAGUCGACUGAGAAGGCUUUGGCCAUUGCCGAGAAAGCAGCUGGGGCGUCCCUGAAGGAGGCGUUCGACCUCAAAGCCCGAUUGGGGAACCUUGAGGGCCUCGCGAAGUUUCUUUGCCGCGAUGAGGCGUCGGGUGAAAAGUUCAUCAAGGAAGUGAUGAAGACCAAGGUCGAGGAGGACUUAAUCUGGCAGUUCGGGCACUGGGCCUUCAAGUCCGGUCAACGAACCAUGCGGGAGGAGACCCGAUCCAUCAUGGAGGAGGUCUUCGAGGGCGACGACUUGAAGUCCGUGUUGUCGACCCUUCCGGAUGAGGUUGCCGACCCCGGCCCGGCGCCCUUCACCGAGCCAUCUGAUGAGGACGUGGUCGAGCCUAGUAACGCCGAGAAGGACGCGUACAAGGUCGUGUAG